This is a messenger RNA of Apodemus sylvaticus (European woodmouse), 1832 nucleotides long. It is a transcript of the gene Rbm17, whose product is annotated as RNA binding motif protein 17. NCBI's taxonomy places the organism in Eukaryota, Metazoa, Chordata, Mammalia, Rodentia, Muridae. Gene Ontology annotation, molecular function: RNA binding. Gene Ontology annotation, biological process: mRNA cis splicing, via spliceosome; alternative mRNA splicing, via spliceosome. The coding region runs from base 435 to 1652 and encodes 405 amino acids. The record is from RefSeq and is a predicted model, not a curated record. Gene Ontology annotation, cellular component: precatalytic spliceosome. The transcript is spliced from 13 exons.
CAGCCUCCGCUCUCUUCCCCCGCGCGGUGCAUCACUUUGCGGACUCCGUGGAGGCUCGGCGCUGCGGCGGGCUCCGGCGGUGGGCGGGCUUCCGCGCAGGGCGGCCGGGCUCCGCGCUGCCGCCGCCGUAGCCCAUGGGCAGAAUCGUCUCGGAAGACCGGGGGUUAGAUCUCGAAGAAGCUUGUGCGAAAACCCAGGUCUGGAUUGAUCUGAAGAACCAGCGAGUACAGACUGGAAAGACCUGGAAGAGGAGCCGAUGUUUAUUCCGUUUAGAGGAGUUUUAUUACAGGUGGAAAGAAAGGCCGCACCAACGAGUGGGAAAGCAACAGCAGAGGAGCGCUGUAGAGUAUUCUGCAGUUUAAGGCGGUGACAAGGGAUGAAGAGGGAUUUAGAGGGAUGAAUUCUUGUUCUCAGAGUAGCAUUAAACCAAAAAGAUGUCCCUAUAUGAUGACCUGGGAGUGGAGACCAGUGACUCAAAAACCGAAGGCUGGUCCAAGAACUUCAAGCUUCUGCAGUCUCAGCUCCAGGUGAAGAAGGCGGCGCUCACCCAGGCCAAGAGCCAAAGGACAAAGCAAAGUACAGUCCUCGCCCCAGUCAUCGACCUAAAGCGAGGAGGCUCUUCAGAUGACCGACAGAUCGUAGACACGCCCCCUCAUGUGGCAGCUGGGCUGAAGGACCCUGUGCCCACUGGGUUUUCUGCAGGGGAAGUUCUGAUCCCCUUAGCUGAUGAAUAUGACCCCAUGUUCCCCAAUGAUUAUGAGAAAGUGGUGAAGCGCCAGAGAGAAGAGCGGCAGAGGCAGCGGGAGCUGGAGCGACAGAAGGAAAUAGAGGAGAGAGAAAAGAGGCGUAAAGACAGACAUGAAGCCAGUGGGUUUUCAAGACGACCUGACCCAGAUUCUGAUGAGGAUGAAGAUUAUGAACGAGAGCGGAGGAAAAGAAGUAUGGGAGGAGCUGCCAUCGCCCCACCGACUUCUCUUGUAGAGAAAGACAAAGAGCUACCCCGAGAUUUUCCUUAUGAAGAGGACUCAAGACCUCGAUCACAGUCUUCCAAAGCUGCUAUUCCUCCCCCAGUUUAUGAGGAGCCGGACAGACCAAGAUCUCCAACGGGCCCCAGCAACUCCUUCCUUGCUAACAUGGGUGGCACAGUGGCUCAUAAGAUCAUGCAGAAGUAUGGCUUCCGGGAAGGUCAGGGACUGGGGAAACAUGAGCAAGGGCUGAGCACUGCUUUGUCCGUGGAGAAGACCAGCAAGCGAGGUGGCAAGAUCAUUGUGGGUGACGCGACAGAGAAGGGCGAGUCUCAGGAUGCAUCCAAGAAGUCGGAUUCAAAUCCAUUAACUGAAAUUCUUAAGUGCCCUACUAAAGUGGUCUUGCUGAGGAACAUGGUCGGUGCAGGAGAGGUCGAUGAAGACUUAGAAGUUGAAACCAAGGAAGAAUGUGAAAAAUAUGGCAAAGUUGGGAAAUGUGUGAUAUUUGAGAUUCCUGGUGCCCCUGAUGACGAAGCAGUGCGGAUAUUUUUAGAAUUUGAGAGAGUUGAAUCGGCAAUUAAAGCUGUUGUCGAUCUGAAUGGGAGGUAUUUUGGUGGACGGGUGGUUAAAGCAUGUUUCUACAAUUUGGAUAAAUUCAGGGUCUUGGAUCUAGCAGAACAAGUUUGAUUGUAACUUAAAGUCACCUUAUUGAUCCUUACAUGAGCUGCAGACUGAACAUUAACACCGGCGUCAGCCUCCAUGGCUGGUGGACACUGAAACUCUUGGAUGGACUUCUGAGAUAUAUGUUGAUGGAUCCCUUUUUUAUUUUGUGUUUUUUUAAUAUAGUAUAAAAAUCCUUUAAAAAUC